AUGGAUACUCCAAUAAAUAGAAUGGAAAAAGAAAUUGCAGAAGUAUAUAUGACAAUAGUGAAAAAUAAAAAAUGCAAAUUAAAAAGAAAUAAAGAAGAAAAUCAAGUAGAUAAAAAAUUGACUGAUUCAUCUAAACCAAAAAGAGAAGCUCAAGAAGAAGCUGUAGUAGAUGAAAAAAAAUUGAAUGAGAUAGAUUUUAUUAUAAUGAACUUGAGAGAAAAAGAAUAG
Molecule: messenger RNA, 228 nt
Organism: Dentiscutata heterogama
Lineage: Eukaryota; Fungi; Glomeromycota; Glomeromycetes; Diversisporales; Gigasporaceae
Source: the annotation of a GenBank genome assembly